This is a messenger RNA of Camelus dromedarius (Arabian camel), 3590 nucleotides long. RefSeq names its product sideroflexin 1 (gene SFXN1). Bases 500 to 1468 code for a protein of 322 amino acids. The record is from RefSeq and is a predicted model, not a curated record. Gene Ontology annotation, cellular component: mitochondrial inner membrane. The transcript is spliced from 12 exons. Gene Ontology annotation, biological process: serine import into mitochondrion; monoatomic ion transport. Lineage: Eukaryota; Metazoa; Chordata; Mammalia; Artiodactyla; Camelidae. Gene Ontology annotation, molecular function: monoatomic ion transmembrane transporter activity.
GAUGUCCAGGAUGAAGCUUUCUGGGUCAGAACCACCUCUCUAAGGAGCAGGGAUUCUGGAGCCAGACAAUAUAACAUCACAUUCUGGCACCACCACUGACUUGAGCAAGCUAGCUUACUGCCCUUAUAACCCAGCUGCUAUGAUGAUUAGACAGGAUAUUUAAAAGGAAAGCUCUUAAAAUACGUGUUUUUUAAACACUAGUGUUGUUCUUAAGUGACAUCCUAAUUUUGUUGAUGAACAGGCAGAAACUUGAAGCAGUGGGAUAAUGUGUACAAGGUCACAGAGUCAUCGGUUGGAGCUGGGAUUGGAGCUCAGAUCUAGUGCCUCCCCAGACCUUCCAGCGUCCUUUGCUUCUCUACAACCCCGAUUCCAUCAUUUCUUCAAAUCACGGAUACUGAAUUUGUUGCCAUCAGAAGCCCGCUGGUAGGAUUUUGCCAGCCGUAACAUUUUGCAGUUGACCACCUGCGGUGGUUAAACCAGCUGGUACCUGUCCAGGACGAUGUCUGGAGAACUCCCACCAAACAUUAACAUCAGAGAGCCCCGAUGGGAUCAAAGCACUUUUGUUGGACGAGCCAAUCAUUUCUUCACUGUGACUGACCCCAGGAAUAUUCUCUUAACCAAUGAGCAGCUAGAGGAUGCAAGAAAAGUGGUGCAUGAUUACAGACAGGGAAUCGUUCCUCCAGGCCUUACAGAAAAUGAAUUGUGGAGAGCGAAGUACAUCUACGAUUCAGCUUUUCAUCCCGACACCGGAGAAAAGAUGAUUUUGAUUGGAAGGAUGUCAGCCCAGGUCCCGAUGAACAUGACCAUCACAGGCUGCAUGAUGACCUUUUACAGGACCACGCCGGCCGUGCUGUUCUGGCAGUGGAUUAACCAGUCCUUCAACGCCGUGGUCAACUACACCAACAGGAGCGGAGACGCCCCCCUCACUGUAAACGAAUUGGGGACAGCGUACGUCUCUGCCACCACAGGUGCAGUGGCAACGGCUCUAGGACUCAACGCGCUAACCAAGCACGUCUCUCCGCUCAUAGGACGUUUUGUUCCCUUCGCUGCGGUAGCUGCUGCUAAUUGCAUUAAUAUUCCGUUAAUGAGGCAAAGGGAACUCAAAGUUGGCAUUCCCGUCACCGAUGAAAACGGGAACCGCGUGGGCGAGUCGGCAAACGCUGCCAAACAAGCCAUCACACAAGUGGUCGUGUCCAGGAUCCUCAUGGCUGCCCCUGGCAUGGCCAUCCCACCAUUUAUCAUGAACACUUUGGAAAAGAAAGCCUUUCUCAAGAGGUUUCCGUGGAUGAGCGCCCCCAUCCAAGUUGGAUUGGUUGGUUUCUGUUUGGUAUUCGCUACGCCUCUGUGCUGCGCUCUGUUUCCUCAGAAAAGUUCCAUGUCCGUGACAAGCCUGGAGGAGGAGCUGCGAGCCAAGAUUCGAGAGACCCGUCCUGACUUACAGCGCGUGUACUUUAACAAGGGAUUGUGAAGCAGGGGCAGAAACGCCUUCAGCCGGUCCCGCCAACCGCAAGCCCGGUGGUAGCCGAGCUGGCGAGGAAUACCAGCCCGGGUCCUCCCAGUGACACAAACCUUUGAAAGAUCCACGUUAGCCUUUUAGAGUCAAGCUGCUACAUACAGCACAGCACCUGGUGUGGGCCGGGUGCCCCCACCUGUUGGCCCCCUUACAUUUGAAUCACGGUCUGAUUUACAGAGGCACCCUUCCUGCAGCUUUUUCCAAGGCCACUGUCCCAGCCCUCCCCCGGAGUUUUCGAAAGCCCCGCUAGGCAUACAGUAGACGUUCACUAGCUGCUCCACAAAUAACUUGAUUAUCAGUCGGCGGAAAGGAAAUCUGUUUGAAACACUGAACUGUUAUUCCCACUUUUGUUUCCAAUCAAAGCGGUCUCAGUAGUGAGUUGGGGAAACGCAAAAGCUCUGAGGCCAUACUGUGAAAAAUGACUUGUACGUAUUCAGGGCAGUUGGCCCCCAGUCUGAGCAGGAAGCAUCGCAAAGUAGAUGAUGGGUUUCUUGGAUUCACAGACAAAAGCUCCUUCAGAUCAGAUACCUCCUGAAAGUCAUAGGAACAGGCAGUCGCGAGGCAAGCUCCCUGCUGUCAGCAGCUGUGUGCUUUCGUAUUGCUGGUGGGUUUUCUUUGCCUGACUUUUAAAUGUAUCCUGUUUCACAUUCCUGCGAAGGUGUUAAUCUUCCCUUUACCUGUUGGCUUUAUAUUCAGUGAUUUAAGCCAACGAGUCAACUAACUGAAAUGUUAGUUAGAAAGGCAAAUUUUGGAAGUCUUUCCAAAACCAGUGCAGUAUGACUAGUUUGAAUCUGGUUGUUUGCUGUUUUCUUGUUUUGUUUUGUUUUGUCUGUUUUGUUGUGUAGAAGCUCGUGUGCAGUUCGUUCACCUACAGGUCUUUCUGUGACAUUGUAGCUCUGUUUGGCUUUCAGAAAGAUACAGACACAGUGUGUGCGUGUGAAUCCGUGACUAAGUGACAUUUACUUGAAUGUUGUAUAUUACAUUCCACCCCCUGUGAGAAUAACCAACGCCCGGACCACUGUUUUCAUCACCCAGGUUAGCUUCACAAAUAAUACAUUUAACGAAACAGAGAUGAUGUUUCAGUUCUGUCGAGGUUCAAAGGCAUAUGCAGAAUAGUUAUUUUAUCAAGUGUAGGCCACUCGAUUCAACUUGUAAUUCAGAGACUUAAUAAGUGAAAAAACAAAAAUGUAGAAACUAAUCUUGGCAGAUUUUUUCCUGACAGUGUGACCAGCCUGAAUUUCCUCACAAAGCAAGAAUGGUGUGCCUCAUGUCUGUGUUUCUGUUUUGUCUAAAAGGAUUAAUGGACCCAAAGCUUUGGGCCACUCUGAGCCUUUCUUUAUGCUGCCAGAAUUUCCUCGUUGAGAGUUUCUCUAUUAAACCAUCCCAUGACAUUCCGGCCUUGGAUGUAUUUUGUUGCUAUAGAGGCGUCUCUUUAAAAAUUGGUAAAAGCCGGAAAUUCCAGGCACACCUCCACAAGGUGCUUCAAGGGCACUUUUAACAAGAAACUAAAGCCCGUGAGGCCUGCCCUGCUCACCCCAGCUAAUCUCAGAAUCCCUCUCCCUUGUCCACUGGUGGCCCCAUCUCAGAAUCUUAACCUUCAUUGAAAAAUUUAUGACCAGUUGGAAGAUUGACAAAAUAACCGAAAUUUGAAUACACACCAGGAGGACAGGACCAAAGCAUCAUGACACAAGGGAUGACAAGCCUGGAAGUGUGUCUUUUUAAACACUAUUUACUGAAGUUUCCGACUCCUGAUGCUUUUAUAGAGAAAUAUGAACUGUAGCGUCGAAUUGUGGUUUAUAAAAAGGAACAAAUUGAGCCAAGAUUGGCAGUCUUUGCUGAUCUCUUUGAAAUAAAUAACCUUUUUUUGGAGGAAAGUUCACGUGAGGUGCAAUCCGCUGGUAACCGCAAAUAGUUAUUAACAUUGCUAUGAACACGACAUAAAGAAUUACGACUGUAAGUGUUAACUGACUGGCAGUUUUGAUUUCAGUAUUAGCACCGUGUCUUGCCAGAGUUGGAGUCAAUGUAUUAUUUCAGUUCGACUGGAUGAAAUGUUAAAUAAACUUGGAAUGAAAAUAAA